Molecule: messenger RNA, 231 nt
Organism: Brenthis ino (lesser marbled fritillary)
Lineage: Eukaryota; Metazoa; Arthropoda; Insecta; Lepidoptera; Nymphalidae
Source: the annotation of a GenBank genome assembly
AUGAACUGUAAACACCAAGUUGCAGCUAUUUUUUACCGAUCUAUCACCGCGUUGGCGCGAGCUGAACUACGGACGGGGAUAAAUCCCGGCGCGGACGGAGCGUUUAUCAAAGUGAGUAAUUUGGCGAAGCUCGACGCUGGAGCUCAGCCGGCGGCUGGCUGUAGCUACUCAAGAACAUGUCUUCUUGUGUCGGAGGAGAACUGUUGGUAUUAUUGUGCACUCCUCACGAGU